Molecule: messenger RNA, 1415 nt
Organism: Drosophila willistoni
Lineage: Eukaryota; Metazoa; Arthropoda; Insecta; Diptera; Drosophilidae
Product: elongation of very long chain fatty acids protein
Exons: 7
Coding region: 68-1147 (359 amino acids)
Biological process (GO): fatty acid elongation, polyunsaturated fatty acid; fatty acid elongation, saturated fatty acid; sphingolipid biosynthetic process
Cellular component (GO): endoplasmic reticulum membrane
Molecular function (GO): fatty acid elongase activity
Source: RefSeq, a predicted model, not a curated record
AUAAUAAUAAUAAUAACAAUAAUACACAACAACAAAACUAUAGAUUAAUAAAAAAAAAAGAACCAAAAUGGAUAUAAUUUUGCAUGAUGCCCGCGACUGGUACAAUGACCUCUUCGACAAUAAGAGCGAUCCUCGGGUUAAUAACUUCUUUUUGAUGUCCUCACCGUUACCCACACUUGGUAUGUGCAUAUUUUAUGCAUACUUCAGCAAAUCCUUGGGACCACAACUGAUGGCCAAGAGAAAACCAAUGGAGCUACGCUCGGUGCUAGUCAUUUACAAUGCCAUACAGACGAUAUUCAGCGCAUGGAUUUUCUAUGAGUACUUAAUGAGCGGUUGGUGGGGCCACUACAGUCUCAAAUGUCAGCCCGUUGACUACAGCAACAGUCCCCUGGCCAUGCGUAUGGUCAACAUUUGUUGGUGGUACUACAUAUCUAAAUUUACCGAAUUCUUUGACACACUCUUCUUCAUAUUGCGCAAGAAGAACGAGCAUGUAUCCACAUUGCAUGUCAUUCAUCAUGGCUGCAUGCCAUUCUCCGUCUGGAUGGGACUCAAAUUUGCUCCAGGUGGACACAGCACUUUCUUCGCCCUGCUCAACUCGUUUGUACAUAUUGUGAUGUACUUCUAUUAUAUGGUCGCCGCCAUGGGUCCAAACUAUAAAAAGUAUAUAUGGUGGAAGAAGUAUCUGACCACCUUCCAAAUGGUUCAAUUCGUGGCCAUUUUCACGCAUCAGUUCCAGCUGCUGUUCCGCGAAUGUGACUAUCCCAAAGGUUUCAUGGUCUGGAUUGGUCUGCAUGGCGUCAUGUUCCUAUUUCUGUUCUCCGACUUCUACAAAGCCAAAUAUCUGAGUGUGCAGCGUCGCCGCCAGGCCAAGCAGGCUGUCAAAGUGAACGGACAUUCGAAUGGUCGUCUGCAAGCGAAUGGCAAUGCGAAGCAUUUAAGCUCCGGUGAUGGUCCCCUGUCCAACGGCAACGGCAGCAAUAAGGGUGCCUGCAUGCCUGUGCUGGAGGAUGAAUUUGUUAAAGAGAGCAAUGGGCAUGCCACUGCCUUUGAAGAUGGCUAUUUCAAGGAGGGCGUACUAUCGAGCAACGAUGCCAUCUUGAAUCCGGACAGCAGUAGCUCUAGUCUGCAUCAACGCAAAGUCAAAUAACUACUACUAAGAUCUACUAAGAUGAUAUUCAUUAUGUGUACUUUAAGUGUUUAGCAAGUAAUAGAUGAAGAUGAAGGAGUAGGAGUCGGUGGAAGUGGAAGAAAGAGCCAAACGAUUUGGUAACAACAAACAGCAUCAGCAGUGAAAAUGCGCAUGACUAUUGACAAUUGGCUGAAAUAUGGGAAGCCAAAUGAAUGGCGAUAAAUAUGAAACAUUCAAUCUAUUAUUUGUUUUUUAAUAAUUUAUAACAUUAAAAACGUUAAACUCA